UCUCAGUCUCACGGUCGGCUCAAGACAACGAAUGUACUGUCAGUGUCAAAGUGGACGUGUUGUCAUGCUAAGGCAUUAUUUUAACUCUCUUCACGGAUUAUAUGUCAACUGGUAUGCAAGAGACACAUUCUAAGGAAGGAAAGGAAAGCAAAGACGAAGCUGGAAAUAAUUGCGGGAAUGUGCGUGAGCUCCUUGAUGCUUGUGUAAACUCGUAUUCCACAAGUUAUACCAACAGAGGAGGAGGAGUCGAGUUUCAAGACUCGAGGAAGAGGGAGACGUUGUUGGGAACGUCAGAAAACUCAUAAUGGCGUCCAAUGCCUUGGAGUGCGACGUUUGCAGUAAUGUGUUCAGCGACGAUCAUUGUCCGAGGAUUCUCCCGUGUUCCCACUCCUUUUGCACCAGUUGUAUCAACGGGCUGAUCAGGAGACAAAACAGAAAUUGCCCCAAUCUGCAGAGCAAGUUUCGUAGCGAGUUCUGCCGAAGACCUGAUGAUUAACAGGAACCUCCUGGAUGUUGCCAGGCAACUUUCUUCCAAAGAAACAGAGAAGUCCUUUCUCGGCGUCACCAAUGAUUUCAGGCAGAACUUCCGAGAGAAUGCUAUCAAGGUAGUCCUCGCCGACUGCCAGGAUGCGGUGCACGAGAUUCUGGAUGCCACUGAAAUUCUCAAAGGGAUGAAAGAAAGCAUCCUCGACAUCACCAGAGAAGCCGAGAGGCGCAUGCAAAUGAUGCAGGAGGUGAAGCAGUCGGGUGAAAGCAUUUCGAGCAAUAUCGAUCAAAAUAUCGAUACGAUGAACAGGAGGUUGGAUGUGUUAUUGCAUUUUGAAGAAAACAUGCGAGACACGGACGCUAAACUAGAAUCUGCGACAGACUUUACUUCGGCUGGAAUCAUGAUGGACGCAACAGAGGAGGUCCUUAAUGAAGUUCGCAGUUUGGUCACGGACAUCAGAGGAUAUCUCCUGGAAAACAAAAAAGAAACACAAGACAUUCAGAAGGCAAUUCUUGACACGGAUGCAAGAUUGGCUAGACUUCCAGUUGAAGAUAGAGAUACUGAAGAAGAAGCUAUCAUCAACAUCACGAUUUAAGAAAAGGCUUACCACAGGUGAGAGACAUCCAAAGUUCAUGUGGCUCCAUAAAGGGAAAUGGCCAGAGAGAGAUCUAUGCUGUGAAGACCUUCGCAGGGAAGCAGAUGGUUGCUGGCAGUCACUCC
Molecule: messenger RNA, 1207 nt
Organism: Macrobrachium nipponense
Lineage: Eukaryota; Metazoa; Arthropoda; Malacostraca; Decapoda; Palaemonidae
Exons: 4
Coding region: 489-1082 (197 amino acids)
Source: RefSeq, a predicted model, not a curated record